AGCAAAGGGGGUGUGCACUGAGGGGAAAAAGUGGAGCCUUUUUUCUCUUGUUAGGGGAGGGAUUUUGUUUUGCAUUUAAGGUCUGCAGCAUAAACAGGAAGAAAGAGGAGAUUUUUUUGGUGCAUUGAAAAGAUAGGCAGAAGCUUGUCACGCCUGCCUUAAGCUCUCUGUCGUUUAUUCAAGAGUUUCUCUAGUGUGCUACCAUCUUUGCUGGUGAAAAUGGAUGAGCGAGACCCUGCAGGCUGCACACAAAGGGAAUCAUCGGAAGGAACAGGAGCAGCCGGUUAUGUGGGCCUCGUAGGUUGCAAGAUGGGCAUGGAAGGAGAAAGUGAAUCCCCUGUUGCAAUGCAUUCUGGGGAUACCAGGGAAUCCCUCAGAAGGUCAGUUUUGUAUCAGGUGAAGGAGGAGCCAGAAGAUGCCUCAGCCCAACAUUGGGAAGCCCAGUGGCAGACAUUCCUAAGGACAAUGGAGUCUCCUCGCUUGGGCUGGGAGGAGGAGCCCACCCCGUGGGAUGAUGCUAAAGGCUUCCUGGCCUCCUUUGAGCAAGUGGCCAAAGCCUGCCGGUGGCCCAGGGAAGAGUGGGUGGCCCGACUCCUUCCAGCCCUCGGCGGAGAAGCCGAGCGGGCCUUUUUCACAUUAGCAACAAGAGACAGAGAAGAUUAUUGGAAAGUGAAGGCAGCCAUCUUGCGGGGGGACACCAUCAGCAAGGAGAAGAUUCGCCAGCACUUCAGGCGCUUCUGCUACCAGGAGGCCGAAGGGCCCAGAGCAGUUUACAGCCGACUCCAGGAACUUUGCCGUCGGUGGCUGAAGGUGGAGAGGCACUCCAAGGAGCAGAUCCUGGAGCUGCUGAUCCUGGAGCAGUUCUUGGCCAUCCUGCCGCUGGAGAUCCAGAGCUGGGUGAGAGAGCACAACCCGGAGACCUGUGCCCAGGCGGUGGCCCUGGUGGAGAAGUUCUUGCUGAAGCAGCAAGAGGCCGAGAGAAAGGUAAAGCAGGCAGCCGUAGAAGAGGCAGCUGUGAGUUUCUCGGAGGGAGGCUGGGCUCCGUCUGAUGCUGUGGACAGGCACUUGAACACGGAAGCCAAGCAAGAUGACGAUGGGCGUGCUAGCUUUUUGGUAGACAAAGAGUGGAUGAUCACUGGUGAGGAGGAGGAAGUGCCGGAGGGCUCAGAACCGGUGGGACCAUGUGAGAUAUCAAUCUGGAAAGUGGAAGAGGACCUUUCCCAGUGUUGUGAGCUGGAAAAUCCCUGGGCAAGUCAGGAGAGAGCAGAGCAUCAGCAGAAAACCCACCCCGUGGAGGAGACAGUUGAAGCCACUCCUUUUGGGGGAGGUCACGAGGCCUCCAAGGAAACCGUAGUCCAGGCAGAAGGCGGUUUGCGGGAGAUUGAGGAUGAGGAUGAACUACAUGGGACAUCAUUCCAUCGGACGUCGUUAGAAAGAGCUGGAUGUGAAGAGUUGAAAGAGAAUCUCCUUAAUCAAGGCGAUGCAAUGAUGCAGAGGGGGAAGGCAGCAGAGAAGAAGGAUGGGUCUGUUACUUGUCAGGACUUGAAUGAAAUCCUCACCCAGCAGGGAAAACAAAGAGAAACAAGAAGCAAGUGCCUUGGUGCACCCUCAGAGGAGAAACCAAAUAAAAACUUGACAUUUGGGAAAAGCUUCACUCAGCAUCAGAGACUCCACAAUGGGGAGCUACCGCAUAAAUGUCUGGAUUGUGGAAAGAGCUUCAACCACAAGGCAAACCUUACUUCACAUCAGAGGAUCCACAGACGAGAGAAGCUUUAUAACUGUUCAAACUGUGGGAAGAGUUUCCUUCGCAAAUCAAUCCUUAAUAUGCAUUUGAGAAUGCACACAGGGCAGAAACCAUUCAGCUGCUCGGACUGUGGUGUGAGCUUGAGCGCUCAGUCAAGCCUCAUUAGGCAUCAGAGAAUCCAUACGAGGGAGAAGCCAUAUAAAUGCUCGGCGUGUGACAAGAGCUUCAGUCAGAAUUCAGAUCUCAUUAGGCAUCAGAGACUCCAUACAGGAGAUAAACCAUAUCAGUGCUCCGAAUGUGGGAAGAGCUUCAGUCGGGGGGACUGCCUUACUUCUCAUCAAAAAAUCCACACAGAGAAGUUUCUAUACAAGAGGCCGUACCUGGCAGAACAGCCUGGGAUGAAAAUGGAGGAGCGGGUGCCAGCAAGACGUAGGCAGGAAGGGAAAUUGCGAAGUGUCAGAAAAGUCCCUGACGUCCUCCAGGCCGUGAUUAUCGGAGAAGAUCUGCAAAGAAUACCAGAAGCUCAGAUCAAACAGGAACCGAGCGAGGGGCAACUUCAGCACUGGGAAACCCAGUGGCAGGAGUUCCUGAAGAGAGUGGAGGCUUCUCAGUUAGGCUGGGCUGUCCCACCAUCCCUGGAGGAGCCCUCCCCGUGGGACGACGCGAAGGCCUUCCUGGCCUCCUUUGAGCAAGUGGCCGAAGCCUGCCGGUGGUCCAAAGAAGAGUGGGUGGUCCGACUCCUGCCUGCUCUACGUGGAGAAGCCGAGCGGGCCUUUAGCAGGCUGGAAACCAGAGACAGAGUGGAUUAUGGGAAGGUGAAGGCGGCCAUCUUGCAAGGGGACGCCAUCAGCAGGGAGAAGCUGCGUCAGCACUUCAGGGGCUUCUGCUACCAGGAGGCCGAGGGGCCUAGAGUGGCUUACAGUCGGCUCCAGGAACUUUGCUCACGGUGGCUGAAAGUGGAGAGGCACACCAAGGAGCAGAUCCUGGAGCUGCUGAUCCUGGAGCAGUUCCUGGCUGUCCUGCCACCAGAGAUCCAGAGCUGGGUCAGGGAGUGCGGCCCGGAGACCUGCUCCCAGGCGGUGGCUCUGGCCGAAGAUUUCCUGCUGAGGCAGCGAGAGGCCAAGAGAUGGGAACAGCAGGAGCUGACAAAGUUUGAGAAGGUAACGGCGUGCUCCGUAAAGACAGAGGCGUCUCUCUCCAGCCCGGGGCAGACUCACCUGCUUGAGGAAGCCAAGCAAGGUCUGAACACCAAGCUGCUGGGUUAUAUGCAGCUGAGCAAGGGUGGAGAGAAGAUUCUAGAAUAUUCCGAGCUGAUGAAGUCAGACUGGGUGUCUCAAAGGAGAGCGACUCAGACAGUUUCCCAGGUUGAGGUAGAGGGGAAAACCACUGGGAAUCAGCACAGCCCAAAGAAACAGCGAAAAAGCCACAUGAGAAGUCGGAUUAGAGAAUCCGUUCUGGGUACAGCAAAUGAAAGCCUCAGUGACUGCCUCUUAGGGCCUCAAGGACAGGCCUGUGCAAUGCACGAGGACUCCGCUCUUCCCGAAUUCGAAAAAAUCCAAAAUGGAGAGGAACCAUUCCGAGGCGGUGCUGACUAUGGGGAAAGCUUCAGCCUCAAGGAGCCACUUCUGAGACCUCAGAGAAUCCACACCACAGAGAAGCCGCACAAGUACUCUUAUUGUGGGAAAGCCUUCUGUCAGGUUGUCCACGAGAGACCCCCCCACGCCGAGAAGAAGCCCUUCCAGUGCUCCGCCUGUGGAAAGUGCUUCAGCCGGAACUCACUCCUCCUCAAGCAUGAAAGGACCCAUGGUGGAGAGAAGCCAUAUACUUGCACCACCUGCGGAAAGAGCUUCGUUUACAGCUGGAACCUGAUGAAGCAUAAAAAGAAGCACACAGGGGAGAAACCACAUCAGUGCUCGGCCUGUGGGAAAACCUUCUUUGAGAGGUCAGACCUUAUUAGACAUGAGAGAACCCACACGGGGGAGAAGCCAUAUAGAUGCUCCCAUUGCUGGAGACGGUUCAGUCAGCAGUGGCUCCUUAUUAAACAUGAGCGGACCCAUACAGAGUAGAGGCCAUGCAAGCAUCCACAGUAGACGUGAAGAAAAUCUGAAAGGCUGCCUCUUUCCUUACAGACCCUCUCAGGUAUUCAGCUCAGCAGAGGGAGGCCUCUUCAUAGUUCCACCACCCUCAGCAGUUUGGGGGUGGCGGCCUAGGAGAGGGCCUUCUCUGUGGCAGCCCCUAAGCUGUGGAAUUCCUUCCCCUCACAGGUGUGCCUGGAACCUUUGUUAUGUAAUGUCUGUCAGAUGCUGAAGACACACCUCUUUACCCCAGCCUUUGACACCUAAGAUUUAUAUCUCUAUAUAUAUUUUAGGACCCACCUUUUUCUCUUGACUGUAAUUUGAUUUAAUUGGUUUUAAUCAUUGUAUAUAUUUUUUGAUGGUUGUAACCCUCCCUAGGUCCUUAUAUAAGAGACGGGCAAGAAACCUAACAGAUCAUAAUAGGAAAUAAGAUUAAGAGGCUCCAUUUCUGGGCUACUCUUUGCUUAAUCAAAAGAAGAAGUAAGGUGGUGAUGAGGAAAUGUAUGAAACGUUUAGCAUGAAGGAGGGGCUGCAUUCGCACGCCUGUUUGUCGUUAAGCAUCCUCAGCGAAAAGAAGUCACAGGCAACGUCUGAUAUGGCUCAGAAAAAUACUGUUGCAGGGAUGGACAGUGUGGUGCUUGUGGGUGCAGAUGCAUCCUCUGCUGAAAUUAGGCUUGUAUGAACCCUUCUGUUGUAGCCAGCAUUGGAGGCUGGUCCAUUUGGGCGGAUGAGGUGCCUGCGCCACCAAUCUCAGCCUGCCCCCAGCCAGUUCCCCACCUACCUGCUGGCCUGACUUAUAAUCAGUCCAGGGAAUGGCACUGUCUGUCAGUUUCCUCCUUCUUAGGUCACAUCCACACCAUCCCUUUAAAGCACUCUUAUACCACUUUAACAGUCGUGGCUUCCCCCAAAGAGUCCUGGGAACUGUGGUUUGCUAAGGGUACUGAGAGUUAUGAGGAGACCUCUCGCAGAGCUACAGUUCCCAGCACCCUUAACAAAAUACAGUUCGCAGGAUUCUUUGGGAGGGGGACAUGCCUGUGGGGUAAGAGUGAUUGAAAGGCAUGGCGUGGAUGUGACCCUAAACUCAGUGUUGCUUUUUUAGAAUUCAGCAGGGAAGAGGUUGGGGACAAAACUAGAAUUGGUUGGCUCUGUGUCCAUCUGUUGUUGGGCUCUCUGCCUUCUGCCCUACCAGUCCCAAAGGACACCAGCUACCACUCAUAGCCAAUAGAAUAGGUUACAGUGUGUGCUUGGUUGUAGAGUGUGCGCAUCUGUGUAUGUGCUACCUGGAAACAGUUUCUCCAGUUUUCAAAUGCGUCCACAGGCCCAAAUCUGGCCACCCCUCAUCUGGUAUCUCAUUUCACAGGAGAGAGAGAAAAACCCUGUGUUUUCUAUCUCAGUGUUGUCCUUAUUUCAUCAGGGCAUGCAGGGGAGCGAAGCGUAUUUAAAUACCAAACAUGAUGUUUGGGACUGAGGUAAUUUUUUUCGGAAACAGCCAAUUUCUGGUCUGCUCGCAAAGCUUGGUAUUUCAGGCCCAAAUCAAGUUUGAUUUUAGGAUGAAACGUUCCAUGUUUAGGGAUGGGGAACCAUUUCUGAAGCUGUUUUGUUUACACCAGCAAUGGGGAACCGGUUCUCUGUCAAGGGGCGUGUUCACUCAGGGGCAAUCUGUCCGGAGACAAAGCCAGUGGUGGGCGAGGCAAGAGUAAAAAGGGAGCAGAGCAGCCCUUUCCUCACUCCCAUUUCUUCCUCCUUGCCACCCUCAUGAAAUUAGGCCAAGGGCCAUGUGAAAUAAGGCUGAGGGCCACAUGUGCAGCCUUGGGUGGCCACACACCGACCACCCCUGCUCACACAGCUCUGAGCAGAACUGACAGGCCCCCUUUGUCUCGAUUCGGCUUAAUUUCUGUAGUUUGGGAGCUGGUCUAAGGCUUCAGAAUCGCAGAUGAUGAGCGGCACUGCAUUAGUAGCUAUCCUUUCCCCUAGAACAGGGCCGGGGAGCCUGUGGCCCUCCAGAUGUUGCUGGCCUAUGUCAGGAUCCCACCUCCUGCCACCACUUGUCAGGCCCCUUUCUGUGGUCACCACCUUGUCAUGGUCCCACCUCAGGGUCCUGGUCUCUUAAUGGUUCUCUCACCAGCUCUAGCAAAGAUCUCUCAAGAUCCCACUGCUAGGCAGCACCACCAGACACUCCCUGUUAACAAUAUUGCCUUGAGACUGUGCCUUAGACUCCUCCUGGCUUAUUGCUACUUUGUGUCUGGGUGCACUUGCAGGCCACAACCCCCCUGUAUCUUUGUGCCUAUAAAGAAUACAGCCCUGGGUUGCUCUGGAUACCUGAUGAUGUUACACUAUCUCUUUACCACUGCCACCAUUGAUACUGUUUCUGAACCUUGGUAUAUGCCCUGCCCACCCUUCUGGUCUGUGUAAACCCAGCCAAGAAAUAUUUAUUUAUAUACACAGGGAAUAACAAGAUUACUUAAAGAUAUAGUCAACAAGCAUGUGGUUUCAUAAGUUGCGUUACUCUUUAUGUUUCUAGUCGUCAGUAACCUGCCUCACUACCCACCUAAUCCAAUCCACCCAACAAAAGCCUCCCAAAACCAACCAACUUAACCAACCAACUUCUCCCCCCCUCUCAACUGUCAUCCUCUCAUUUAUACCUUCAGACGCUUAGCCAAUCAUAAUACAACACUCAUCAACAUUCCAACCCCUGUACUCCCCCCUCUCACUCAGUCCACUUACCUCAUUUACUCUAAUAAACCCGCACUUACCAUAUUUAUAGUAUUAUAUAUACGGGGACAUCACAUGAGGAACAGUACUGGUUGACAUCUUUGGCAAUGUUCGGCCAAUAAUAAUGAGCAGUUAGCCUCUUCUUUGUCUUUUUUAUACCAAGAUGUCCUGAACAAGGUAUAUCAUGUGCCAUAACUAGCAAUGUGGAUCUGAAUUUGCUAGGCACAACUGACUGUUUGACAGGUUCACAACUUAUAUCUCUUCCUUUUGGCAGCCACAAUCUAUACCGCACCCCAUUUUCCCCACACUGUUUGAUCCCUCAGGCUCUCUGUAAAAGGGAUUUUUUGUGGUAGCGCUUGUUCCUUUAUGGGUUUUAAACUGUCAUCUAUUUCCAACUCCUCCCUGAACUGCUGUGCCUCUGCAGUAGAAAACACAUUCAAACUUAGCAACAUUGUCUCAUUCUCUCCAGGCUCACUAGCAUACUUCUUUUGCAUUAGUUCAUGCAGUGGGGUUGCUCUUUUUCCAAACUUCUUGAUGAACCUUCUAUAAAACUCUGUUAUACCCAGGAACGCUCUCCUUUCUGAUCACAUCUAGCAUUCUUUCAUUCACACGAUAAGGGGUAGAUCUUAUUGGAGGAUGAUUGCCAGUGUCUAUAGUAUGUUUCGCAACACUGGUUCUACCAGGUCUAGUAUUAAAGAGUUCCUUAUGUUUGCUCAGAACACUCAGGACUCCCUCUUUGACCUCCUCAUCCACCUCUGACCACUCCAACUGAUCUAAACCACCCUCUGCCUUGCUCUCUUGCAUCAAGUCUGGAAAAUCAGGACCACUCUCUUCAGGGAACAAUGUGACUUGUAAAACCUUUGCAUCUCUGGCGUGAUAGGGUUUUAACAUGUUCACAUGUACUACCUUGUGUUUCUUCAGUUUGUCUGAUGUUAUGACAUAAGUCAAUGUGUCUAAUUUCUCUAACAACAAAUGGUCCCUUCCAGCUGGCUUACAGUUUAUCAUGUUUUCUGGGAAUAAAUGCCAUGACCAUAUCCGCCACUUCAUAGACACACUCUCUUGCUGUCCUGUCAUACCAAUAACUCUGUUUUGUUGAGCUUGGCUCAUAUUCUUUUGUACCACUUCCAUCAUAGUUUUUAGUUUGUUACGGAAGUCUAACACAUAAUCAACCACGGAUGUUUUAUAUUCCACCAGGAACCCUUACCACGAAUUCUGUAACAACUCCAAAGGACCCCUCACUUUCCUUGCAUAUAUUAAUUAAAAAGGCAAGAACCCAGUUGAUUCUUGUGGAACUUCUCGAUAAACAGAUAAAAAACACCCCAAGUGUUCAUCCCAAUCCUGUGGGUGAUCUUGUAUAUAACUUUUUAUCAUCCCUUUCAGCACCCUGUUAAAUCUUUCUGUUAACCCAUUGGUAGCUGGAUGAUAUGUGGUUGUUUUCAGGUGUUUCAACCCACAACACUUCCACAUGCACUGCAUAACUUCACCCAUAAACACACUGCCUUGAUCAUUCAGGACCUCAUGGGGAAAACCCAGCCUCAUAACGAUCUUCAGUAAAGCCUCUGCCACUACAGGAGCUUCUACUGAUCUCAGAGCCUCAGCAUCCGGGUACCUUGUGGCAAAAUCUACCACCACUAAGAUGUAUCUCCGGCCAUGCCUUGAGGGUUUAGAGAAAGGACCUACUAUGUCUAUCCCCACUCUAUAAAAAGGCUAUCCUAUUAUAGGAAGGGGUUUCAAUUGAGCUUUUGUUUUCACCCCACUUUUUCCCACCUUUUGACAUAUAGUACAUGAGGAACAGUACUUGUUGACAUCUUUGGCAAUGUUCGGCCAAUAAUAAUGAGCAGUUAGCCUCUUUGUCUUUUUUAUACCAAGAUGUCCUGAACAAGGUAUAGCGUGCCAUAACUAGCAAUGUGUAUCUGAAUUUGCAGGCACAACUAACUGUUUGACUGGUUCACAACUUGCAUCUCUCCCUUUUGGUAGCCACAAUCUAUACAGCACCCCAUUCUCCCACACUGUUUGAUUCCUCAGGCUCUCUGUAAAAGGGAUUCUUUGUGGUAGAGCUUGCUCCUUUAUUGGUUUUAAACUUGUCAGCUAUUUCCAAUUCAUCCCUGAACUGCUGUGCCUCUGCAGUAGAAAACACAUUCAAACUUGGCAACAUUGUCUCAUUUUCUCCAGGCUCACUAGAGGUUGCUAUGGCAACCUCAGGCUCAGUUAUAGGCACCACCCUGUUCUGUUCAGCGUCAGACAAAAUGGCUUCUACAGCUUUGCCAAGCUGUUGCCUUGUCACCACAUAAAUCUGCCCCUGAGAUCCCAUUACAUCUCUGCCCAAUAUUAUGGGUUCAUGCUGUUGGGCAUUGAUACCCACUUUAUAAGACUCCUCUUUUCCUCUCCAGUUCAAUUUUAUUAAGGCCAUGGGAAUGCUCUCUGGCUCACCUCUCACACCUUGUAUAACUAGUUUUUGCUGAGGUAAAAUUUCCUCAGCUUUCACCAAAUCUGGCCUCAACAAGGUCUGAGCAGCACCAGUGUCCAGCAAAGCCCAAUAUUUUGCCCCUUGCACACACACUUCUCUUAAGUUUGAUUCAAAAUCCUGUACAUUUGACCAGCUUAUUUGACAGAAUUGUAUUUUCUUAGUUUCCCCUUCUCUCAACUCAUUUUUCACUGUUCUUACUUGAACAGGAUUACUGAUGGGGUUUGUAGCUUCCCAUUGAAAACGUAGAUGACCUGGCCUACCACAUUUGAAACAGAUUUUUUCCUCCAUUUUAGGAUACACAGACCCAAUUUGAGGUGUCCGGUGUCCUUCUGAUUUUAUUAGAGGGUUUACUCUCCGUGGUGCCAUAUCCCUUCUGCCAUUAGUAUUGGGUUUUGUUUUAAAAUCUCUUGUUGUCUUUCCCACCCAACCCGUUCGGUUUGAGAUAAAAUUAUCUGCCAGCUCUGCUGCCUCCUGCACAGACUUAGGGGAACGAUCUUUAACCAGUAACCUAAUUUCUGGUGGCAGUUGAUGGUAUAACUGGUCUAAUAUCAUGAGGCUCACCUCUUCCACAAGCUGAGCUUUCACACUCGUCAUCCACUUCUCAAAUAUGUCCAUCAAUUUUGCCCCCAACUCCCCAAAAGACCUCUGAACAGUUUUCUAAAAUAAUCAGGCUCCAGAAUAAAUCUUUUGAACAUUUCUUCUUUAAAUUCAGCAUAUGUCACUGGCCUGUCUGAGGGGAAAUAUUGAUACACCUCAGCCAAUUCCCCUUUAAUUAAGUUUGAUAAAUACUGCAUAUAUUUAUCUUCAGGUAACCCCCACAUCUGAGCUGCCUUUUCAAAUGUUGUGAGGUAAACUUGUGGAUCUUGUCCAGGCUCAUAUACAGCAAAAUCUUUUGGAGUGACUUUUAUUUUUGCUUCAUCCCUCUCUUUCCUUGUCUCCUCAGAAUGAAACUUCUCUCUUUCUAAUUUUAACCUUUCCACUUCUAUCUCAGCCUCCAUUCUCACUCUUUCAGUCUCCAUUCUCACUCUUUCAGCCUGCAAGACCCGCUGCUUCUCCUUUUCCCCAGACUCAAAGACUCAUUGCUUCUCUUUCUCCUCAGACUCCAUUUUAAAUCUUUCAUCCUCCAUUUUAAAUCUUUCAGCCUUCAUUUUACAUCUCUCAGUCUCCAUUCUCAGUUUCACCAUCUCAAUCUCUCUAUCCUUAUCUUUUUCCUCAUGUUCCCAUCUUAACUUCUCAAAUACUCCACAUAGGCAGGAUUACUUGAGCACCCUUUUGGGGGCUCUUCUCUUACAGGCUCUUGGGUUCCAUAUCAUCUCAGUGGUCUGCUCUUCCCCAAGCUCCAGGAAAUAGGAUUUUAUAGCAGGCCACAACUGGAGUAGCCGCUCAAUAGCUGGGAAAAGAGAGAGCCACCGUGUGUUUCCAUGUGUAAUUAGUGCAUGGUACUGCAUGCCUAGCUCAUCAAAGCAUUCCCUGAGUUUCUCAUUUUUAAGGGUGCUCCUGGAGAACUCUGUGUAUACCUUAUGAGCCAGAUACGCAACAUCGUACUUCUUGUUAAACCAGCCAUGCCUGGCAGCAUUGUGUAGAACAUGGCAAAAACAGUUUGCCUUCACAAUGGAACUUUUCUGUUCCUUUAGGAUCUGGAAUACAGAGUUCCUUACACCGUAAUUGACAGCAGCAUUGUCUGCUGUGUAAGCCACUAUAUUUUCAGCAGAUAAUCCCAGAUCAGUCACAGUCUUCAGAAGGCUAUUGCUGAUGGCAACAGCAGUCUCUGAUGGUAACUCAUAGAAGUCCAGCAGUUUCUCUUGGACUCCAAGGUCAGCAUCAAAGUAACGCACAGCCACAGGAAACAUAUUUUACGGUUGCCUUUGUUAGAGGCGUCCGUGGCAAUUGAAAAAGGAACUUUAUUAGUGGAACGUCCACCCAGUGCCUGCACCACAUUUUCUAUUGAUUUUGGUCCAAGCACGUUUUCAGCAAUGCACUCUGGCUUGGUUCUUCCACAGUGCAGUUUUUUAACAAGAGCAGAGUCCUCGAUUAUUGUAGAAAUCAGUUUUAUUCCACAAUCUGUGCUCAUGUAACUGUGAUGGUGCAUAACUGCAUGAUACACGCUGCUAACCUAUAGCAGCAACACAGAGCAAUUCUGGUGUACUUUUCUUUGCAAAGAAGGAUGUCAUGGCAGCACUCUGAUUCACCAUUCUUGAGGCUCUAAUGUGUGCAGCAUUUUGCUUGUGUCUCCGAAUGGCCUUGUCACCAUCAUAUUUCACAGUGAAAGUAGAAUUACAGUACUUACAUCUGACAAGAGAGUCAUCUACUUUUACGAUCCAGUCUUUGAAAUUAUCAUUCUGCAACCAUUCAGUCUGAAAUGAUGCUGCAUAUUUCUUCUUCUGCUUCUCUCCUUCUGGCUGCAUUGAAACAACAGAUGUGCAGCACAACAGCACCUGUACAGGAAGAAGAGAGGGUUCAUAAGAAAAAUGCCUAAAUCCACAGCCAAACAAUACCUUUGUUAAGACCGACCAAAAUGUCACAAACUAGGAAGCAAACUUUCACGUUCUCCAGAAAGCUUUACCAAGCUGUAUGGCAAAGCUGGCUUGCUGUUGUUGCCACAGUGUCUACAUCUGGUCGCAGUCUGGACGGAGUGUAGGAAGAGGAGAUUUUAUUUUAUUUAUUUUAUUUAUUAGGUUUAUAUCCAGCCCUUUCUCCCAGUAGGAGCCCAGGACGGAGAUAGUGGACUGGCAGGACGGAGAUAGCGGACUGGCAGCACAAUCCUAAACUCAGAAGUAAGUCCUGCUGAAUUCAGUUGGGCUUACCCCUAAAUAAGUGGAGUUAGGCUUGCAUCCUUAGGUUGCCCUCUCACUUACUUGCCAAAAAGCCCCAUCCAAGUCAAUGAGACUUACUGCUGACCAGACAUAUAGAGGAUUACACAGUUACGUUUGAUUACUUUGCAAAUCUCAUUGCAUUUAAUGUAACAUAGUAAAUGUGUUCAGGAUUGAAGCUGGGUAGUUGGAUUAAUUGGAAUCUAUGUGGUUUUUAGGUUGUGUUACUCAGUGUAGUAAGAAUAUGCUGAAGGCAGAAUGCAUAGGAUCAGGCUACCUGGUGAGAAUUCCAUCAUCAUAGUAAUAAUAAUUUCAAAAACUCACCACAGUGCUGUUGACUGUGCUUCGCAUGUCAAUCAAAUGAUCCUCCAAACUUCUUCAGACUAUCCUUCGCUGCAGAGACAGGAAUGAGUAAUGGUUAAGAAGAUUCUCUACAAUUUCUUGGCUACCCUGUUGUGGGUAGCUAUAAACUCACUUUGAAAGACAACCCAAAUCUAGUGAGUAAUAACUGACAGAGAGAAAACACCCAUGGUUUGGUCUAUCUUCCCCCAAUCCCUAUCUAAAUCCCAUAAAUAUUCUUAUUUAUUUCAUUUAUGAAUCGCUUCCCAUGAGGCAUCCCAAAGGGAUUUAUAAUACAAUAAAAAGAUAUAGAGAGAGCAAUCACAUAUAUAAAAAUCAAUUAAAAACAAUUGUAUACGUAAUAACAAUCUAGAAAUACAUCUCCCCAUUGUAGGGAAGGCUGCGACCAGGUGAGCUGUGGGCCUGCUCAAUCUGCUGUCAGGGUAGCCAACUUCCAGGUUCUCCAUUCUUACGGUUCUUCAACUUUAACAUGGCUUGGAUCAGAAACUGUUCAAAAUAGAGGACUCCUUCAGACAGAAGAUUGGGACAGUCCUCUUGACAGCCAUUCAAAUAGAGGACUCUCUUCUGUAAAGUAGGACAUGCGGACACUCUGUUUAGGAAUGGCUGUCACAGAUAGUAGCAUCAUCAGUACCAAGUGUGUGUCCAUCACAGUUGGCUCCUCUCUCUCCCUCUGUGAAUAUCUUCCUCUCUGACUCACUCAAAGUGUCUCUGAGGAUCAUCAUAUGGCACUCAAAGGCUGCUUGUUUACUCCUGCGAGACCCUCCCAGCUAACGAGCCCCAAAUGGGUGGGGCAUGUGUAUUUAUGUAUGUAUAUAUAUAUAUAGCACAGAAAUCCCUUCACUGACUCAUAGCCAUCGGGAUUGCUCCUCUUGGAUAUUCUAUCAUUCCCCCUCCUUCUCGACAACUACAAAAUGGGCAAACUCCUUGUCCUGUGUGUUGCAGUUCUUGCCUGCAUCAGUCUCGACGGAAGCUCAGGACACCUGUUUUGAUCACAUGACAUUUAUUCUAGAAUUGUCUGUUACGCACCAUUCUCUUUGUAAAGACACUCAAGAAUGAAAAUGGGGAAUCAGGAUCCCACUGGAGACACGUUACAGGAGGCAUCGGAAGGAAAAGCAAAAGGCACCGAUGUCCUCCAGGAUGGGAACAUCAAGG
This is a messenger RNA of Rhineura floridana, 13320 nucleotides long. Its product is annotated as zinc finger protein 397-like. The record is from RefSeq and is a predicted model, not a curated record. Gene Ontology annotation, molecular function: RNA polymerase II cis-regulatory region sequence-specific DNA binding; DNA-binding transcription factor activity, RNA polymerase II-specific. Gene Ontology annotation, biological process: regulation of transcription by RNA polymerase II. Lineage: Eukaryota; Metazoa; Chordata; Lepidosauria; Squamata; Rhineuridae. The transcript has 9 exons. The coding region runs from base 220 to 3810 and encodes 1196 amino acids.